AGUCAAUAUAAAUAUGUAUGAGAACCACUGAUCUAUAUAUAGAUCAGUACAUAGAUCAGUGAUGAGAACACAUCGCAUUCACAGUUUGUAGCACUAUAUUCAAAGAACCAUUCAGAGCAUGUCUACACCAAAUUGUUCAGAGUUGGAUUUGGAGCUCGGAGACUUGCUGCAGGAAUUUAAUGAUGUAGUGAAGGAGUUGAGCACACCUCACACCUGUGAAAAUGUGCUGAGAGAUGUGAAGAGACGCACGGGACUGAGUGAUGGAGAAGAUUCAGAUUACUGCAGUGAGACAUCACUGGGAAACAGUUUGAAUGCCAGUGAAGAGGAGCUCAACUUCACAGGCAUGACCACCGCUUCUAAAGCCAGGCUUGGGGACACCAGUGACCUACAGAGCUUCAUUGAAAACCUGGAUAGGGAGCUUGCAGAGAUGUGACAUGACGUGAUCGGAGAGGAGAGAGCACGUGCAGCUGAACACCUGGAGAGAUGGCAUUUAACCAUUAUCUCGGUUUCCACUGACCAUCAAAAUGGAUGACACAAGGAAAUUAAGCUGUAGAAAAAAAUGUUGCAUUAUUUUUUCCCCACCUAAUGACAGGUCUUGAAAUAGGAUUUACAGUGUCUUUGUAAUUUUUUUGUGAUGGUCUGGAAGAAUUUUUUACUUCUCAGAGGAUGUUUUAUUUUAAUAAAUAUCCAUGAUUACUAAGUUAAUAUAAAUAGCACAUUGCAAGUUUAUUUUUAUUUAAUUUUUUUAUGAAGAAUUAUUGUAAAAAUGUCUAUUUUUCAGUUUUUUAUAAAGAAAUUGUAAAAUACAUCAAUAGUUUAAUGUCUAACAUAUUGUGUGAUAUUAAUUGUACCUUAUGAAGGACUUUUGUUGUUGCUUG
Myxocyprinus asiaticus (Chinese sucker) is the source of this 878-nucleotide messenger RNA. RefSeq names its product regulator of cell cycle RGCC-like. Gene Ontology annotation, biological process: regulation of cell cycle. The transcript is spliced from 5 exons. The record is from RefSeq and is a predicted model, not a curated record. Bases 119 to 433 code for a protein of 104 amino acids. Lineage: Eukaryota; Metazoa; Chordata; Actinopteri; Cypriniformes; Catostomidae.